CAGAUCAGGAUGCAAAUGCACCCGGCAAAUUCAAACGGCAAGAACAACAAGUCAAGAUCGUUUUCAAAGAAAGAUGGAUCCCCUGACCUCUCAAGAGACUCUGAGAAGAGCCUCACUUCAUUCUCUCCUACAUUAGAUGAUUCUCUGGAGGGAAAGUCGGAUGCGAGUCCAUCGUCGAAGAUAGUCCGCCCACAGACAGCACCAGCGAAGCGAAGUCUGUCCAAGGCAAACACAACAAUCAUUCAGGGAGGCAAGCACAAACAAACCAAGAAUGAAUUAGAUUCCAGUUCUGCAUCACUCUUCGAAACGAGCCUGGAAGGAACCAAUUCUUCUCAGCAACAUAUCAAAGGGAAAGGAAUGCAACAAGACCAGGCCAAUCACGCCGAAUUCUCAGAGAACAGCCAAGACGUCAGCGCUCUCCAAGCCGAGAUCUUGCAACUAAAAGAUAGAAUUGUCGCUCUUGAAAAUCACUCUAAGACCGUCGAGGAAGAGAGAUACAAGCUCCUGCAGGAGAAUCGAGACCUUCGAGCGAAGCUGCAUGAAAGCGACAAGGAGGAGAUUAGCCGGAAGUUGUCGGAGAUGACGGAGAAGUGUCAACAGACGCUGCUUGCCAACGGAAGGCUCAUGGAGAAGGUGAAGCUGUUGAGCCAGGCCGACUCGAACGGACAGGACGGCUCGUCCACGACCUCCUGAGCUCCCUUUGCGAUUCUGAGAGAGGAGAGGAGAGGAGGUUCCUUGUCUUGAGGAUGCCAAGCGAAGCAGAUGUCAGAUGGGAUUCUUUAUGAUGUCAGUGAAUGUUUUCAG
Messenger RNA from Guillardia theta CCMP2712, 804 nucleotides. RefSeq lists its product as hypothetical. The transcript is spliced from 10 exons. The coding region runs from base 10 to 693 and encodes 227 amino acids. The record is from RefSeq and is a predicted model, not a curated record. NCBI's taxonomy places the organism in Eukaryota, Cryptophyceae, Pyrenomonadales, Geminigeraceae.